UAGAAAAGCACAUAACUUAAUUUAUUUGUUUUCAUCCAUUCUUCUAAAAGAUGGAGCAAGAUGACGAAAUGCCAGAAAAUGGUGAAAGUCUUCAUCCAAGCGUAAUCAUUCACGUUGAUUUUGAUUACUAUUAUGCUCAAGUUGAGGAAGUUCUCAAUCCUGACUUGAAAAAUAAGCCAAUUGGAAUCAAACAACGUUUUCACAUUGUCACUUGUAAUUAUAAGGCGCGAGAAUUUGGAAUUAAAAAAAUGGAAUUGAUUAAAGACGCAUUGAACAAAUGCCCGAAUCUUGUAAUUGUGAACGGUGAAGAUUUAAGCAAAUACAAAACUUACUCUAAAAGAAUAUCAGAUCUACUGCAUACAAUGAUUGGACCUUCGGAGAGAAUGGGAUUAGACGAGCAUUUCAUGGACGUUUCGAAACAAGUACAAGGACAAAUAUCAAAAAUGAGCAGAGAAAUGUUAAAUCAGUUACGUUUUACUGGUCCUUUUUAUCCCAACGAAGAAGCUUUCAGUAAAUGUUCAUGUGGAUGUGAGAAUCGACUGAUGGUGGGAAGUCAAAUAGCCCAAAAUAUCAGAGACAAAAUUCUAAACGAACUCAAACUCACAUGUUCAGUUGGAAUAGCUCACAAUAAACUCUUGGCAAAGCUUGUUGGACAAAUGAACAAACCAAAUAACCAAACAGUUUUAGCACCAAUGGCAGCUGCUGAGUUUAUGGCUGAACUCAAAGACAUACGAAGUAUUACUGGUAUUGGAAAUCGAACAGCGAAUCGAAUUGAAGAGCUUGGAAUAAAAUCAAUCUCUGAUCUUCAAGAAUGUGAGAUUGACAAACUUCAAAAGAAGUUUGGAAGCGAUAUGGCGACAAGACUGAAGGAAAUGUCGGUGGGUUGUGAUUCAGUUGAAGUGAAACCUUCGGGAAAGCCGAAAACUGUUGGAUUGGAAGAUUCUUGUCGACCCAUAUCCAUUCGUAGUGAUGCUCAAGAGAAAUUCCAUGCACUUUUGUCACGUCUUGUCACACAAAUACAAGACGAUGGAAGAAUCCCACAAUCAAUAAAAGUCACUGUCCGAAAAUAUGAUCCAGUUAAGAAAAAUAGCAUUCGAGAAACGAAACAAUGUUCUCUCAUCCCAUCCCACUUUCGAUGUGCUGAGGGAAAAAUUCAACUCGUUGAAGGUGCUGAAGAUAAAAUCAUAAAAAAUGUGAUGAUGUUGUUUGAUCGAAUGGUUGAUCUUAAGCAACAAUUCAAUAUUACACUUCUUGGCUUAUGUUUCAGUAAAUUUCAAGAUCAAAAACGUGGACCUGGUUCAAUUGCCAAUUUUCUGAUGAAGAAACAAGACGUUGAAGUGCAAUCUAUUACGAAUCUUAGUAACGAAAGUAUAAAUGGUUCAUUUGGUGACAGCUUUCGUUCAAAAACAGCUUCACCAUCAUCUUCAAUUAUGGAUUAUGAGACAAUGUCAAACACUUCACUCGACUUUUCUGGAUCUGAAGAAUCUGAAUUCGAACAUUCUCCGAAGAAGCGUAAGAAGUUGAGCAUUCUUCUUGUGGCUAAAGGACGAAGAUAUUCCAGUAAUGAUGAUCUCGCAUCACCAAGUAAAUUAAAUGUUUCAGCAUUAAAGCUAAAUGGCAGUGGUUCAGUGGAAACAUCAGAAGGACACGUAAUGAAAACAAAUUCGAUUCCAAGUCGAGUGAUUUCACCACUUUGCAUUAGCAACGAGCCCAUCGCUUGCUCAUCAACGAAAUCUCCUGAACUUCCGCCUAAUGUUGAUCCGAAUGUUUGGCAAGAACUUCCACUAGAUGUUCAACGAGAGCUCAUGAGAAGUUGGCAACCAGCUUCGGGAAGUCAAUUAAAAGUUAAUCCCAUCGCAUCACAUUCAAAAUCAAAACCAGGCGGAACAUUACACAAAUAUUUUAUAAGAAACUCUUAAAACGAUUUUUGAGGCGAAUAAUAAAUUUUUCUCUUCAAAAAGAAGUUUAUAAAUUUACACAUUUCGUCAAACGGAGAGAAUUUCAAUUGAUUUCACUAUAAAAAGAAACGAAACAAAUUUUUAUGUAGAUGUUAAUAAAAAGAGAAAAGAAAUAAUAAAUUAUGAAUUGUUUCAUGAGCUGAAAUGACUAUUUGAAU
Clunio marinus is the source of this 2116-nucleotide messenger RNA. The record is from the annotation of a GenBank genome assembly. NCBI's taxonomy places the organism in Eukaryota, Metazoa, Arthropoda, Insecta, Diptera, Chironomidae.